Toxorhynchites rutilus septentrionalis is the source of this 2546-nucleotide messenger RNA. RefSeq names its product carbonic anhydrase 7 (gene CAH2). Gene Ontology annotation, molecular function: carbonate dehydratase activity; zinc ion binding. The transcript has 7 exons. Gene Ontology annotation, cellular component: cytoplasm. The record is from RefSeq and is a predicted model, not a curated record. NCBI's taxonomy places the organism in Eukaryota, Metazoa, Arthropoda, Insecta, Diptera, Culicidae. Bases 590 to 1639 code for a protein of 349 amino acids.
GCACGGUUUUCAGUGCCGGACGGUCAUUCUGUCGGUUGGGUCGAGUUCGCAUCUUCGGGCUAAGGACAUAAUAUUCUUUUUUCUUUGGAAAACGCGACUAUUUAUCAACAGCUGUUUGGUGAUCGCCGCAGCUCAGUCAACGGGUGGACGUGAUCGCGAACGGAAAUCGGUGCAGCAGCGAGCGUGUCAGUGUGUAUGUGGGUCUGAGUGCAUUAUUGUGAAAGUAAAUAGGAAAGUUGUUAUUUUAGAUUUGCGGCUAAGUGCAUCGGUGCAAUUCGGCGCAGAAGGAGCAACAGGAGGGGGAACAUAUCGCAGCAUCAGUGACGUACCGUGUGGGAUGCUAAAAAGUGAUAAUAAUUUACGGACAACAUUAAACUAACCGUGUUUAUCAUAUUGUAAGUGCAGACGGAAGUGAAUUUUUUGGCUGUAAUCCUGAUAAAACACACACACACACACAUACACACACACGCGCACCUAGAAUCGGUGUGUGUGCGUAGUGAAAAGUGAGUGCGUGGAGUGUCGGAGUGUUGAUCAUCCGAGUGUCGGAUAGCGCGAGCAACCAACGAAGCCAGCAGAAACAGCAGCAGCCAUGGGCGAUCGGCUGGUCGUGAGUGGCAAUUUUAUGCUAAUAGCAUCAAUUGUGAUAUUAUCAGUAUUACCAUGCGGACGGACACAGGACUUUGGGUACGAUGGAGAGAAAGGACCAUCCCAUUGGGGGGAACAGUACAACAGUUGCACCGGAAAGCAUCAGAGCCCGAUCAAUAUCAACUCUUUGAACGUGAAGAAGGUCAACUUGCCGCCACUGAUAUUCGACGGAUUUAACAUUGCUCCGCAGGAGACCAAUCUGACCAACAAUGGACACACAGUUGCCGUCACGAUGAAGUCUGACCACAUACCGACGGUGUCGGGGGGACCCUUGGACGGGGUGUACCAGUAUUCCCAGCUGCAUUUCCACUGGGGAGAUAAUGACACCUUCGGCAGCGAAGAUAUGAUCGACAAUCACAUUUUCCCUAUGGAGCUACACGUGGUGUUCUUCAAACAGGAGUACCAGAACGCCAAGACGGCGUUGAAGUACUGGGACGGACUGACGGUGCUGGCCUUCUUCUACGAGGUCUCCCAGGAGGAUAAUGCCCAGUAUGAGGAGUUUGUGCAGCUGCUGGGGAACGUGACCAGCUCGCAUAAAACGGCCGCCUUCGUGAAUCCCCCUUCGUUGAAAGACCUGAUCGCUAGAGAUGUGCUGCACUAUUACACCUACAACGGAUCACUGACGACGCCACCAUGCAGCGAGGUGGUCACGUGGAUCGACUUCAAGGAGCCGAUUUUGCUGUCCCAUGCGCAGAUCGAGGCAUUCCGCGCACUUGAGGACGAAGAAGGACAUCCGUUGACCCACAAUUUCCGACCAAUCCAACCGCUGGGCGACCGGGUGGUUCUCUACAACACCGACGAGGUCGUGAAGGAUGUCGACCUGGCGGAUGAACUGCCACCGAGCGAGGUGGAACAGAACUCGGUCGAGGACGGGCCGGAACAGGCGGCCAAAAGUGCCCGAGAUGACUCCAGCGAGACCCCGGACAAUGGUUCAAAGACGAUGGGGGUCAGCUGGGUGGCACUGGCGUUGGCAGUAGUUUUUAGUCGCAUGUGAAUCCUCGCAUACCGGAAGGAAUAAAAGUGUAGCCAUUUCGAUGUUAACCAAUUGUGAAGAUAAAUAGCCUAACAAGUGAAGUAUAGUUUUGUAUUGUUAGGAAUCGAAGGAAGAAAGUGUCCACAAAUGAUAACGACAAAAAAAAACUGAAUCGAAAACUAGUAAUUAUUUUCAGUAUUCUAGGAAAAUUUUGAAAUCACGCUACAAUUUGCAUUAAUUAAGUAUUUGCGGGCAGAUAGAAGAGUGAGUUGAUUGGAUCAAUUUAAAGAUGUUGAUGAUGAUGAAAUGUGUUAGGGUGGGUUUAGACUAGUGAUAUAUUCAUGUGAAGAAAUAUGAUGAGAUUUAUAGAAAUCGCAUCAACCGUUUACACUAACUUGAACUUCUAUAAUGAAUAUAUUCAUAUCUUAGGUGAAUUUAUUCACCUGAAGUAGAACUGCAUCCAACUUUAGUGAUUUCUCACCAGUGAGAAAUUCACAAGCGUUUACAUAUGCUGAAUUUAUUCAAGUUAUAUAUACCUCGAAUAAGUGUAUCAUAUUUAUUCUCACCCGUUUACACCUAUUUUCACGUGAAUAAAUCCAUCUAUAGCUAUAGAUCUCCCUAAUGUAAACCCGCCAUUAGUCAGGGUGGGUUCAGAGCCGACGCCAACCAUAUAACUUAUCACGAAUUUAGCGUACGAUGUAAGAAGCAAAGACAAAACCAAAAAUCAAUCUAUAGGUUAAGAUUGUUAAUAAAGUUGAUUCGGAAAGCUUACGACUGUAUUUAUGGGUUCUUGCGAGAAGUACGACAUAUGUAAUAGGGAUUGCAUUACCGUGCCAAAAUUUCAAUAACCGGUUGUUCUGUAAUAAAAAUUUCAUUACCGAUAAAACCGGUAAAAAAUACUUUAAAAUAAACCAUUUUCUUUAAGAAA